Molecule: messenger RNA, 1668 nt
Organism: Cydia pomonella (codling moth)
Lineage: Eukaryota; Metazoa; Arthropoda; Insecta; Lepidoptera; Tortricidae
Exons: 3
Coding region: 98-1594 (498 amino acids)
Biological process (GO): DNA integration
Molecular function (GO): nucleic acid binding
Source: RefSeq, a predicted model, not a curated record
UGCAAUUAUUUUAUCAGCGUAUAAUUAUAAGGUUCAGUAUAUAAGCAGUGCGAAUAAUCUCGUAGCUGAUUAUUUUUCUCGUGCGCCGUUGCCUAACAUGAACAAUGAUGAGCAUAACGAAGAUUACGAUGACGUGUCUUAUUUAAACUUUUUAGACGACAGUGUGACUCCCGUGACAGCUGAUAAAAUAAGACAAGCUACCGGAAAUGACCCUACACUAAAAAAAGUUUUUAGGUAUAUGAGUCUCGGUUGGCCGCGAAAGAUAAGCUGUGCAUCUAUUGUACCUUAUUUUAGAUGCAAAGCCGACUUACAAAUAGAUCAUGGUAUUCUUUUCCGUGGUCACAGGGUGGUUAUUCCGACAAUAUUUCGAGAUCAGCUGUUACGUGAAUUACACACCGGACAUUUAGGUAUUGUCAAGACGAAAAGCAUCGCGCGCGGUAAGAUGUGGUGGCCUAACAUUGAUGGCGAUAUCGAGCGCUGGAUCGGCUCAUGCGCCGCCUGCGUGGCCGUGCGCGCCGCCCCUCCCCGCGCCGCUCCCGCGCCUUGGCCGCGUCCUCCGUCUGCCUGGUACCGGGUACAUAUCGAUUACAUGUCUAUUCAUCAGAAAGUGUACCUAAUUGUCAUUGACGCAUAUAGCAAAUGGUUAGAGUGUCUUUUGAUGGACAAAGGUACUACUACUCGAGCGCUGAUAUGUAAACUUAAGGAAAUAUUUUCCAGAUUUGGCGUACCGAAUGUCAUUGUAUCCGACAAUGAUAUUAAAAUUAAUUCGGCCGAAUUCAAUUCUUUUUGUGCAAUGAAUGGCAUUCGUUACGUCACUUCUCCAGUUUAUCACGCGGCCAGCAAUGGUCAGGCCGAAAAUUCUGUGAAAACAUGUAAAAAGAUGAUUAAAUGUAUAGAUAAAACAGAUAAGUCAAAAGUUGAGGAUAAACUAAUGGGCUUAUUAUUCGAGUACCGUAAUACUCCCCAUUGUUCUACGGGCCAAACUCCAGCGAGUUUGAUGAUGGGCCGUAAUUUAAGAUCACGGCUAGAUCUUGUGAUACCAGAUGUUAAUAAAACUAAAGACAAUAUUGACAAAUGUGUUAUAGACAAUUGUAGAAAAUUCAAUAUCGGGGAUCAAGUAUGGGUUAAAUGGUUUACUGAAAAAAAAGAGAUCUGGGUUUUAGGCACUAUUCAAAAUAAAAUUGGUAACCGAAUGUUUUUGAUUUAUGUGCAUACUAAAAAUACUGUAUGUAGACGCCACGUAGAUCAAAUGCUUAUGUAUACAGGUGGUGAAUUUGACGUUAUUAAUGAAACCGAGGAUGCCGGGGCUGACGAGGACUCGUGGUCGCCACCGCUCGAGCCGCCGCCAGCUCCGGCUGGUUCCGCGCCCCCGGCGGCGUGCGUGAACCCUCCGCCAUCCUCCCUCCGGGCUGACAGUCCCCUACAGGCGGAUGUUCAGCCGCGUGACGUAGUGAGCGAUGAGUACGAUACCGGGCUUUCCGGGGAGGAGGAGGAAGUAGAGGAGCGUGAGGGGUCGCGCGCGCCGGCCCUCCCCGCGCCGCUCCCGCGCCUUGGCCGCGUCCUCCGUCUGCCUGGUACCGGGUCUUACAAUUAACGGUGGAGAAAUGUGGUGUAUUUGCAUGUGUGCGUCCGCGCGCACACAGGCGCGGCUACUUGUAAUGUACAAAC